Molecule: messenger RNA, 249 nt
Organism: Clunio marinus
Lineage: Eukaryota; Metazoa; Arthropoda; Insecta; Diptera; Chironomidae
Source: the annotation of a GenBank genome assembly
AUGUUCUUUGCUUUUCAAAGGCUUAGUGAAUGUUUUCCAAAUUUCUCCUCAUCGCUUGUAGCGACAAAUGAUUCCAUAGCUAAGGUUGAAAGGGCUGCCUGGAUAGCGAGAUGUCUUAUGUCUGUUUGCGGAGGUGAAAAGAAAAGGUCAAGUCUCGGAGAGGGUGAUUUUGGCGAGUCGUUUAUCAAGAAUGAUCCGGUGCAAACGUUGCGCAAUUUCUCAACGUCAGAAGACAUCGGUCAAAGGUGA